AAGAAUAUUAAAAAAUGACGAAAAAGGAGUUUUCUCUUCCUUCGUUCCUUCCUUGUCUGUCACACUCUCCUUCCAUCCCAAUCCCUUACGAUAACGAUUACAACCAGAAACUAAAUACAUAAUUCUAACACCGCCCUCUCUCUCGUCUCUUGCGAUUCUCUCUCUCUCUAGGGUUUGGGGUUUCGAAUUUUUAUUCCUUUUGGGGCCAACCAGCUGCUCAAGAAAAAGGUUUUGAGGUUUUAGAGACGGAGCUUCAUUUACUUACUUCACAUGGAUACUCGUUUGGAUCCGUUGGAUUGUCUUGAUACCGACAUGAUGAUAAAAAUUCUCACUUAUGUGGAGGAACAUUCUGAUCUCCUUAGCAUUAGUGCAGUGUCGCGAUCCUGGCGGCAUUUUGUGGUGGAAAAUGGCUUUUUUAAGCAGUUGUGCUUGCGAAUGUUUGUUGAGUUAUCUAGAGUUGCCCAUACAAUGGUGGUAAAACAAUUUGAAACAGAAGAGGGCAUGGGAUUUGGAUCUACAAGCAAUUGGACGGAACAAGAAAGCAUGGUGAGAGAUCAUAGACUCUACGCUUUUCUAAAUAAGUGCUGUUCAUCUUUUGUUCCUGAGAAUUGCUUAGCAAAGGCAAUUAGUGCAUCCAGCACAGAUAAUUAUCCUGAAGAAAGCAUUGAUAAUACUCUAGAACCUAGAGAAAUAAUUUCUAGGAGAAUCUCAUAUUGGUCAAGUACAGGACAACGUAAUUGUGAGGUUCCUGAGACACUGAUAUACAAGUUAGCCUCCAAUAUUUGUGUGAUUUCCGAAAUCAGCAUUAAGCCAUUUGAAGCUUUCUUCCAGGAGGGUCUACCAAUAUAUUCAGCUAGAGGUAUGCGAUUUCGAUUAGGCCAUCCAAAGUCCCCCAUUGACUUAAAGAAUUUCCCUGUGAAAGAACCCUGUGAUGAUAAAUUUAUAUGGACCUACACAUCGGAAGUGUUUCAGAUGGCUCAGAAAAAUAGCUUACAGAUGUUCAAGCUUCCAAAACCAGUACUUUGCAUUGGUGGAUAUUUGCAAAUUGAGCUACUGGGUAGGAUACAGACACAGGAAUUGGAUGGCUUGUACUAUAUAUGUGUGUCCCACAUUCAAGUACUGGGCCUGCCGUUAGCACCUGCGUUUGACGUUGAAAUUCUCGAUCAAUCUGGAAAUUUUGUGUUAAAGCAGUAUUUGCAAUCCGACAAUACACCGGUAAACUUGCCUGAGUAUAAACCCCCUUCAGUCACUACUUUUGGUUGGUCGGAUGAAGAUGAAUCAGAUGAUGAAUUUUAAACGUGUACAUGCUCUUUUUUAUGUUUAAUUUAUGGAAAGGACCUUAGAAUGAAAUCCGGCAAAGUGCUAAAUUUUGUACUUCCAACCUGAUAAAAGGCUCUGUAUGUUGAGUUAUGAUAUUUAUCAUGUAGAUGUAGCUCAAUCUGCUUAUUAAAAAUUGUGUUGGUUCUUGUCAA
Messenger RNA from Cannabis sativa, 1472 nucleotides. Its product is annotated as F-box protein At4g00755. Bases 271 to 1296 code for a protein of 341 amino acids. The transcript is spliced from 6 exons. Gene Ontology annotation, molecular function: protein binding. Lineage: Eukaryota; Viridiplantae; Streptophyta; Magnoliopsida; Rosales; Cannabaceae. The record is from RefSeq and is a predicted model, not a curated record.